Fukomys damarensis (Damara mole-rat) is the source of this 5830-nucleotide messenger RNA. RefSeq names its product histone H1.3. Gene Ontology annotation, biological process: nucleosome assembly. The transcript has 2 exons. The coding region runs from base 40 to 705 and encodes 221 amino acids. Lineage: Eukaryota; Metazoa; Chordata; Mammalia; Rodentia; Bathyergidae. Gene Ontology annotation, cellular component: nucleosome. Gene Ontology annotation, molecular function: DNA binding; structural constituent of chromatin. The record is from RefSeq and is a predicted model, not a curated record.
UUUUGAGCUUAGUUUAACCUCUUCUGGUGAGAGAGAAACAUGUCGGAGACUGUUCCAGUUCCCCCUGCUGCCCCCGCACCUGCGGAGAAAGCACCUGUGAAGAAGAAGGCGAAGAAGACAGGCGCUGCUGCGGGGAAACGCAAGACGACCGGACCCCCGGUGUCCGAGCUGAUCACCAAGGCCGUGGCCGCCUCCAAGGAGCGCAGCGGGGUGUCGCUGGCCGCGCUCAAGAAGGCGCUUGCUGCCGCCGGCUACGACGUGGAGAAGAACAACAGCCGCAUCAAGCUGGGUCUCAAGAGCCUGGUGAACAAGGGCACCCUGGUGCAGACCAAGGGCACCGGCGCUUCCGGCUCUUUCAAGCUCAACAAGAAGGCGGCUUCUGGGGAGGCCAAGCCCAAGGCCAAGAAGGUGGGCGCGGCCAAGCCUAAGAAGCCUGCGGGGGCCGCGAAGAAGCCUAAGAAGACAGCGGGCGCGGCCGCCCCUAAGAAGAGCGCAAAGAAGACCCCCAAGAAGGCGAAGAAACUCGCCGCGGCUGCUGGCGCCAAGAAGGUGGCAAAGAGUCCCAAGAAGGUGAAAGCGACGAAGCCCAAGAAGGCUGCCAAAAGCCCAGCUAAGGCCAAACCCUCUAAGCCUAAGGCUGCCAAAACGAAAGCUUCCAAGCCCAAGGCAACGAAGGCGAAGAAAGCUGCCCCAAAGAAGAAGUGAAGAUCCUAACCGUUCUUCAAAAAAUAUCAACGGCUCUUUUCAGAGCCACCCAAGUGUGUCAUUCGAAAGAGUUGAACACUUAACUUUUUAAAGGGAUGAGUUGAGUCUCGUUGCGUGCUUUGCUCUUGUCUCCUUAACUUGUAGGGUGCGAGUGCGCAUGGCCAGAAAGUCUGGCGGGGCUUUGCCAGUUACGGCGUUUUUCUCGUCUGGGAAGUUAGUCCCGAAAUGUGCUACACCCUGGGAACUGCUAGAUUUCCCCCUAUCAAGCAGGGCCCUGGCUUGGCCAGCUCUGGGCACGGUAUGGUACGCAUCUGCUUCAGUAAUUUUCAUAGCUCGGCUCCGCGCUGUGGUCUGGACCGGUUGGUAAUUGAUUACUUUUAAGAAGAUCUUGUUCUCUACUGCCGUGAGACGCUUAAGAAAUAACUAGACCUGGGAAUAAAUUUUGUUUUGCGCGCCUCGGAAUUUUGAGCGCAACUGGGCCAAUCAGAGGGAGGGAUGGUAACCUGUGGCUGUUUUUCCAAAGUAUUUUGUCAUUGGUGUGCAUCGCUGUGAAGUUGGCCAAUCAGGAUGUUCAACCAAUAUAUCCGGAGUUGUUGCAUUGGCAAGGUUUUCCCCAGAGAAAAUGUUACAAUCCACGCGAUUGAAGUAUUAACCCUGCGCAUGUAACUAAGAUGUGGCCACAGAAGCCCCUGCCGCUUGUCUUGACGUGUAUGUGUACUAGGAAGCCUGAGAGGCCUGGUAUUUUUUUUUCCUUCCUGAAAGUUUGGAUUUUUUUUUUUUUGAGGUUUUUCGAAUACUAGGUAUUCUCAUAUAAUCUGGAUAAUUAUCGCUACCACCGAGGUGCUGAGUAUGGCAAGAAAUUUAAAGACCAUUUCUGUAACUUUCCUAUCUAACCUUUUCUUUCCCAUCGACUGUUAAAGGCACCCGGGGAUCCGUGGUUAGCUGUUUCCCUCAUAUGUUGCAGAUAAAUUGGGUUAUAGUGUUUGCCAGAGGAUGGAUGAGUGAAGAUUGAAGGCAGCAUGGAAGAUGUGAGAGACAUUUUCAUCUUUUCUCUGCUGAUGGAGAGCACUUUUGUGUAGGGUAUAGGUCUGACAUACAAGUAACUUGUGGGCUUGACUGGGCCAGGGAUUCAGCUCAGUGGUUCCACUGCCUACCUGGCAAGCACAAGGUCCCAAGUUCAAUCUCAGGUACCAAAAAACACAACAACGAAAGAAAAUAACUAACUUGCAGAAACACUUUAAAGGCACUGCUUUGUUCCUUGGGCUUAGAAAUUGCCCGAGUUCUUUCAACUGGUGGAAGCUGAGUUAAUGUUAAUGUGUGGAGCUCUUAAUUUUUCUGUCACUCCCUUAAUAACUCAGGUUCUUUUUAUUUUUAUUUUUUUUGGUAACAGCAGGAUGUAAAGUUUUUUGAACCACUCCUGCUUCUCAUAAUUUUUUUGUUGCAGUUUUUGAGGCAAGGCCUUACUGCGUAGAUUGGGCUGGGCUGGCCUUGAACUCACUUUGUAGCUCAGGCUGACCUCAACCCUCGUGUUAUAAGAUAUCACCAAAAUGGUGCUAUUGCAUGAGUGAAAAGCACAGAGUAUUUUUUGCAAGAGAUUGGUCCAGUGGUGUUUAGGAUUUUCAUGUCUUAGUGAUAAAUAAUGGGGUAUUUCCAUAUGGUUUGAUUAAGACAAUAUUUAGGAAUGCUUAAAAGUUCCUUUUGAGUAUGUCAGCUGAAAAGUUGGAAAAGCUCAGUGUUUCUGUUGAACUGACAUUCAGAGGUUUGUCUGAGACUCAGUUAAUUGUUCCUUCAGUCUUUGCAGAUUAAACCUCAAUGAAAGCCAACAGAACUCCUCUGUGUCCUUCGUGAGCCACCUAAUAACCCACUAAGUCUUGGCCCAUCAUGGGCUUUGGGGUUUGUGCAAGACCUGGCACAAGAGGAUGCCAGCAAGCCUGGAAUAUCGGAGCUGACUCUAGUCCCAGCACCCUAGGAAGAUGGGGCAGAACAUGAUCAGAUGAAGCUUUAGGAUUACAGGUUGGAGCUCGGGUUGGGCAAUUUAGUGAUUUAGUUAGACUGUCUUGAAAAUGUAUAUAUAGCUCAAAUCAAAGACUCAGGGUUCUGUCCUAGUAAGGGGGUGUGAGUCCGGUCAGGUCCCAGCAACAAACUGGAGUAUAAUACCUAGUGAACAAGAAAACCGUGCCGUGGACCAAGAAGACCCUUGUGUCUUUGCACCCUUUACAAGCUUCUUGCAAAUCCAAGCCUUUUCAGUGUUGACAUCAUUAAGUGGCUGACCACAACUUGCUAAAAAGAAAGGGGAUGGUGAAGCCAAAGUGAUCAAAAUCAGAUUAACUACAGUUGAGGCUACAUUAAACGGCUAGAGUGGUAAAACCUACCAUGUGCCUAAGGGGAAAGGUGUUCAUCUAUUGAGGUGUUGAAACCUUAAUUCCAAAACUACUCCCAACCUUUACAGACAGGGUCAAUCAACCUCACUUGUAAAUUGUUUGCUUUGCAAAAACUACAGCUUUUUUCAGAGAAAGGAGUUGGCCCUGUAAAGAGCCUUUUGAGUUUGAAGUUGGUAUUUGGAGAACAAUUUAUGCCCUCUCCCCGUGGAUGCGAGGCGCGAGCUGGAUGUCCUUGGGCAUGAUAUUGACCCGCUUGACGUGGGUGGCGCACAGGUUGGUGUCUUCGAACAGCCCCACGAGAUAAGCCUCGCAGGCUUUCUGCAGCACCAUGACGGCCGAGCUCUGACGGUUGAUCUUGAAGUCCUGUGCGAUCUCGCACACCAGGCGCUGGAAUAGCAGUUUGCAGAUCAGCAGCUUGGACUUCUGGUAGCGGCGUAUUUCGUGCAGCGCCACAGUACAGCCCAGGUAGCAAUGCGGCCUUGCGGGAAGCCUUGGUGGCCAGCUGCUUGCGUGGGACCUUGCCGCCGGUGGAAUUGGGAGCGAUUUGCUCAGUGUGAGCCAUGAAGCAAACAGAAACGCAGCAGAUGGAACGCUGGCUGGGUCCUCUCUAUACAGGAAUGAGUCACUCUGGAUUUGGGAGCAUUUCUCAGUGGUGGCUAACUUCCGCUAGUGCCCAGAGCGAUUUAAGCUUGGUUGAUCCUUUUAAUGCAGUUUUUGAUGGUUUAAUUUCAGUUACAAAGACCCAUAAAGAUCAGCUUCUAACCUGCAGAUUUCUUUAUUAAUGUUUUCUAUCCUUGAGCGGUAAACAUGAGUACACUAAUCAUACAACUUGAUAUAUUUGCUUUUUCAUCUGUUUGGUUUUAAAAGAAUGUUUGAAAGAGACAGUGCUUAUAGAUUUAAGUUUCCAAAAACACCUGCUGGUCUUUCCUACUUAACUACUGUUUUCCUUCCAGCAUUUUUUCUUUCCAGGGCUUGAUAUACAGAGCUUUCAUAAGCAUGGGCAAGGCUGAGGUUCAUGGCAGCACUGUUCCUGGCAUGGGGGGAGGGUGAACAAAACCCAAGUCACCAGCAGAGGUUGUCUCUUUUCAUGGGCCUUAGUUUAAUUUUAUUUGACUAGAUAACUAAUUCUCUGCAACACAAUUUUGCAUAAUGUUCUGUUCAAAAGUAAGGAAUUUUGAUUCUCAUUCCAGGUACAAGUAACAAAAUUUGAGUCCCUUGUCCUUUAACAUCUGGUUUGAAGCAAAGGGACAAUUUGUUAUUGUGGCUUUUUUUUUAUUUAUUUGAAAAAUCUACAUGAUGGCAAUAUCAGACAGGAAAACAUUUCUUCAGUGGACAACCUUGAAGGAGAUGGCAGGGAAGAGUCUCCUAUUUAUUUAUGAGCCCAGAGUAGCAUAAAGUCUCAUCGUUUUUGCCAGAGACACCCUGGGGUGUUCUGGACGAUUUGUGACUGGCAGAGCUUCUCUUGGGAUUUGGACCUUCCCAGAUCAGACAAUUUUUUCCCCCUGAUUUUUAGGUCCAAUGUGACAGUUCCCAGUUCUUUUCAAACUACAAAAAACAAAACAAAACAAAACAAAAAACUAGAGAGAGAGAGAGAGAGAAAAGAUUUUCUCAUUUACAUUCUGAUAAUCUGGCUAAUUUGCUGUAAUCAGUGAUUACAUUUAUAAGUCCUUGAUCUUGUACACCUACAGUAUAUACAGCAACUUUGUGAUUGUCUUUGGAGGUCUGUACCUUUUUCUGUUCUACCAAAUAGCAACAGUUCCUAAAAGGACUGUGAAUAAAGUGAUGAGGAAAGAUGGCAAAAACAGAUGCUACAUGUAGUAAGUAGUGCUAUUUGUGUAGGUGCAUGAGGUACGAAAGCAGGUGGUUUGUCAAAAUCUUCAGGCCUACCAUGGGUGAUGCACCUCUCCUGGCACAUUCCAAGGAACAGAGGACCAUCUUGUCCAGAGACAUCCAGAUGUCGUUUACUGCCAGGCUAGAUGCCCAGAUACCCUAUGUUUGAGAUUUCCAAAUUUGUCACCAAAGUCACAUCUUCAAAUAAACUUUUCUCUUGAUCUUACUGCUUAGAGAUUCUUAUCAGAACCACCAACUUUUGUUAGUUUCAUUCUCACAGCAACAUAUUUUCCUAUUGUGUCUUGUAAAGAUGUUUUGUUUCAUUUCUGCACUUUAUCUAUUGUAAAUAGAGUAUGUAGGAAACAAUUUUUUUGGGGGUACUGGGGAAUCAAACUCAGGACCAUGUGCUUGCAAGGCAGGCACUGGAAUCACUGACUUAAAUCUCCGGCCCUGAAACAUAUUGAGAGUGUGUGAUUUACUUCAACUUUUCAGUUGAGCAAGGAUGUUUAACACAUAAUUGUAUGCAGUAGGAAAAGUAUGGAAUGUAGCUAUACUGUGUACCUAAAAAGUACCAAUAAACUCAAUGAAAAAAAGCAUUGAGACAAAUUUUCUAGUGUUGCUAAAUUUUUUUUCUGUUUGGAUAUUAUAAGCUUUAGUUGAUGUUCUAAAUAUAUGAAUGUCCUCAAACUUGUCCCAUAGGUAGAUUUUAAUGUAAUUUUACUGUGGCCACAUGUGGCUUUUAAAGUGGCCUAAUACUUUUACUUAUUCCUGGUUUCAAAUACAGUGCCCACAUUGUGGUUGUAUCUGUUUUACAGAUUAAAAGCCACAUUUUAUGAAGGUGAUAUGCCAGUUCAUAGAGCAGAUGAUGGAGUAGGCUGGGGUGGUUCUUUCCUGUUCUUUGACUUGAAGGUUUA